AUUGUGUUUGGAAGAAGUCUCUCUGCAUUACACGGAGACAUUUUAUUUGAAGCAACAAUGACUUCAGCUCAGCGUUUGAGAGAGUUAAUCAACGAGCGACUAACUGCUGCUGCUGAAGAAAUAUUCCGAGAUUUUCAAACAACUAUCUCAGAGUACGAAGAAGAGAUCAACCGUCAGCGCAGACUGCUGGAUAUCGUUUGGAAACCUGAAAUAAAGUUACACAGAAUAGAGCUCCCACAGCAACAUGUCUAUGAGGAGGAGGAGGUUCUCACUGACCAGCAGCUCUGUGACCAGGAGAGGAACUCAAGUCUGGACCAAGAGGAACCAGAGCCUCCACAGAUUAAAGAGGAACCAGAGGAACCAGAGCCUCCACUGAUUGAAGAGGAACAAGAGGAACCAGAGCCUCCACUGAUUCAAGAGGAACCAGAGCCUCCACUGAUUGAAGAGGAACACGAGGAACCAGAGCCUCCACAGAUUAAUGAGGAACAAGAGGAACCAGAGCCUCCACUGAUUGAAGAGGAACAAGAGGAACCAGAGGCUUCAGAGAUUAAAGAGGAACUCUGCACCAGUCUGGAGGGAGAACAGCUGGUACUGAAGGAGACAGAAACCUUGAAGUGGACUCCUACUUGUGAGGAAAGUGAAGAUCAGACUCUGGACUUGAAUCCUGAUGAAACUCAGAUUGACAAGUCUACCACUUUAAAGAUUCACAAAAAUACUUUGACAGGGAAACAGUGUUUUGAAUGUGACACUUGUGGGAAAUCAUUUGUGGUCAAGGCCUAUUUGUGCAGACAUCUCAAAGUCCAUACAGGUGAGAAGCCGUAUACAUGUGACACUUGUGGGAAAAGAUUCUCUAAGCUGACCAACUUAAAAGUCCACAUGAGAGUCCAUACAGGUGAGAAGCCGUAUACAUGUAACACCUGUGGGAAAAGAUUCUCUAAUCUAGACAAUUUAAAAGUGCACAUGAGAGUGCAUACAGGUGAGAAGCCUUAUCCAUGUAACACUUGUAAGAAGAGAUUCUCUCUGCUGGGCACAUUAAAAGUGCACAUGAGAACACACACAGGUGAGAAGCCAUACAAUUGCAAAAUUUGUGGGAAAAAGUUCACACGUACUCAGCACAUGAAGACUCACAUAAGAACACACACAGGUGAGAAGCCGUAUCCAUGUAACACUUGUGAGAAAAGAUUCUCUAUGCUGGGCACAUUAAAAGUGCACAUGAGAACACACACAGGUGAGAAGCCAUACAAUUGCAAAACUUGUGGAGAAAAUUUCAGACGUACUCAGCACUUGAAGACUCACAUGAGAACACACACAGGUGAGAAGCCGUAUCCAUGUAACACUUGUGAGAAAAGAUUCUCUAAGCAGGACAGCUUAAAAGUGCACAUGAGAGUCCAUACAGGUGAGAAACCGUAUCCAUGUAACACUUGUGAAAAAAGAUUCUCUCUGCUGGGCACAUUAAAAGUGCACAUGAGACACACAGGUGAGAAGCCAUACAAAUGUAAAACUUGUGGGACAAAGUUCAGAUAUACUUGUCAUUUGAGUAGAAACAUGAGUACACACGAAGUGGGAAAAGAUUCUGUCUGAU
Molecule: messenger RNA, 1582 nt
Organism: Scomber scombrus (Atlantic mackerel)
Lineage: Eukaryota; Metazoa; Chordata; Actinopteri; Scombriformes; Scombridae
Product: zinc finger protein 260-like
Biological process (GO): regulation of transcription by RNA polymerase II
Molecular function (GO): DNA-binding transcription factor activity; RNA polymerase II cis-regulatory region sequence-specific DNA binding
Source: RefSeq, a predicted model, not a curated record